Messenger RNA from Siniperca chuatsi (mandarin fish), 2891 nucleotides. It is a transcript of the gene nr4a1, whose product is annotated as nuclear receptor subfamily 4, group A, member 1. Lineage: Eukaryota; Metazoa; Chordata; Actinopteri; Centrarchiformes; Sinipercidae. Gene Ontology annotation, cellular component: nucleus; transcription regulator complex. The record is from RefSeq and is a predicted model, not a curated record. Bases 149 to 1870 code for a protein of 573 amino acids. The transcript is spliced from 7 exons. Gene Ontology annotation, biological process: regulation of transcription by RNA polymerase II; cellular response to corticotropin-releasing hormone stimulus. Gene Ontology annotation, molecular function: nuclear receptor activity; zinc ion binding; nuclear glucocorticoid receptor binding.
GUCAUGGGUACAAUAAAGCUAAUAGUAUAAAAGUGUUGUCGAGAUAUGAGCGGAGGGACUGCUCCUCAGCUGGGAAACACUGAAGAUGACUGACGGUCGUUUGUGGAGUACAGACAGUUCAAAACACUUGUAGACGGGCCUAACAGCCAUGACUUGCAUACACCCCCAGCAUGGAUCUCAGUCCUAUGAGAACAACCUUGGCAGCUCGGAGCUUCAAACCACAGACUUUAUCUCCAGGCUGGCUGUCGAUAUGAGCAGCCCACGGGACCAUCUCUCUGCUCCAUCCCUGCCAAGCAUCAGCUCCCUGGUGGGCACUCAGGCAGCCGACUUUGAUGCAUAUUCAUGUCAGUUCACUGCAGCCCCUGCCCAUGUCACUCCGUCGUCUGGCCAGGAGACCCCCUUCAAGCUGGAUGACCUCCAGGUUUACGGCUGCUACCCUGGAACGUUCCCUCUGAGUUACCCGGACGAGGCCGUAUCCCCUGCUGGGUCAGAUUAUUUCGGCAGCCCUGCAUCGGCCUCAUCUCCUUCAACCCCUGGGUUCCAGAGUCAGCAUGCGUCCAACUGGGAUUCAGCCUUCGGGCCAUACUCACCCAGUCCAGGAUACUGGCCGGCAGAGGAGAACACAGUGCCACAUGCACCCUCUUUCUUCACUUUUGGCUCAGGGUCUAUGGAGGAUAUGUCUCAUUUGGUUCAACCACACUUACGAGAACAGGAUCCUUUCCCUUUGACCCACCCUCACCCAUCAACACUUACCUUCCCCGCCUUGGUGAUGGAGCAAGCAUGUAGCCUCGAUAACACUGACCAACUGGAUGGAAGCUUAUCACCCAAAUUAAAAAGUCUAAGCGGAAAUGAGGGCUGCUGUGCUGUGUGUGGGGACAACGCCUCCUGUCAGCACUAUGGGGUUCGCACCUGUGAGGGAUGCAAAGGGUUUUUCAAGCGCACAGUACAAAAAAAUUCCAAGUAUGUUUGUCUUGCCAACAAGGACUGUCCUGUGGACAAGAGGCGGCGGAAUCGAUGCCAGUUCUGCCGUUUCCAGAAGUGUCUAACUGUAGGCAUGGUGAGGGAAGUUGUAAGAACGGAUAGCCUGAAAGGACGAAGAGGUCGCCUGCCUUCCAAGCCUAAAGUCGCCCAGGAUGUGACAACCACUGUGUCUCCAGUGAGCAUGAUCGCUUCACUUGUGAGGGCCCACAUCGACUCCAACCCUGGCGUUGGGAAUCUGGAUCACUCCAAGUAUGAAGAGACAGAAGUCAGUCCGAACCAGAAAGAGGAUGCUAGUGACAUCAAACGGUUUUACGACUUACUCACAGCCUCCAUGGAGGUCAUCAGGAAGUGGGCGAAGAGCAUCCCAGGUUUCUCUGAGUUCUGCUCAGAAGACCAGGAACUGCUGCUGGAAUCUGCGUUUGUUGAGCUCUUCAUCCUGCGUGUUGCGUAUCGUUCCAAUCCUGAAAUGGACAAGCUCAUCUUCUGCAAUGGGGCUGUGCUUCACAAAACGCAGUGUGUCCGAAGCUUUGGGGACUGGAUUGACUCCAUCUUGGAGUUUUCUCAAACCCUCCAUCGCAUGAAGCUAGACGUUUCCUCCUUCUCCUGUCUCACAGCCCUGGUCAUAAUCACUGACCGACAUGGUCUUAAGGAACCAGCACGUGUGGAAGACUUGCAGAACCAGCUCAUCACCUGCCUUAAAGAUCACGUCUCUGGCUGCGGCUCCAACUCGUUGCGGCCCAAUUAUUUGUCCAGACUUCUCGGGAAGCUGCCUGAGCUCAGGACUCUGUGCACUCAAGGGCUCCAGCGUAUCUUUUACCUUAAAUUAGAAGAUCUUGUUCCUCCACCACCAAUUGUGGAUAAAAUUUUCAUGGAUACACUUCCGUUUUGAGUGUGAGAUGGGAGAUCGACCAUCUGUGAUAUAAAAUCUGGAGUUUAUAUGAGAGCCAAAGAGAACAGACUCAUACUUCAGGUAGUAUUAAGUGAAACUGCAAGAAGAUAAAAAGAACAAUAAUCCUAAGGGAUUGUGCAGCUCAGAGGAAAAGGGCUACUUCUGAAUUACAAAGUGAAUGAGUUAUAAAACUUGCAGAGGCAACAUGUAUGCGGAGCCAGCGCAAAAUGCUCUUCCUAGUUUGUGUUUCCAGGAUAUUGUGUACUCUGCAGAUGGAAUUAAACAGGCCAGCUCAUGGACCAAAAGGUGACUGUUUACAUAUAACAAGGUGCCAUGAAUGGAAACAGUUCUGACAGAGGGAAGAUGAUUGCACUUUCCAAACAGUUACACAUUUAAUACAAAUAAUAUCUGCGCCAUCAUUUCAUGUAUGUAAUGAGCACAAUCAUUUUGCUUUUUUUUGGUAACUAUCUUUUGUUGUGAUUGGGAUGACCGUAAUUUGCACAUAAAAUAUCCGACAAAGCAUUAUUAUGAUAUCUUCAGCUCAAGUAUUAAAAAUGGUCAUCGUUAUAUUUCUGUUUAGAUUAAAUACUUCAGCUGCUCCAGCAUGUUCAAACAAGCAAAUUAUUUCACAGAACCGCUUUGUCAUUCUAACACACUUUCUAGCCCCCAAACUGAGCUUUGGUGAGUCCACACACAUCAACAUCCAAAGCAUCAGUCACUCAAACCUCUAGUUUGCUUUAUAUUUAAUAAAGUAGGUUAAACCUACAGAAUUAUUCAGUAGUAUAAUUCAUGUAUCAUGAAUAGACAUUGAGCAGCUAAUAUACUGUGUAUCAUCCAGAACAGUCUUAUACACUGGUCUUGUAUGUAGAUUAUUUUGAAUCUGUUUUAAACUUGCUGGUGUUUUUGCCACAUGAACUGUAUUCUGCAGUCUGGGGAAAAUUUUGUUUGGGGCCUGUUAUUUUUACAUAGUAAGAAGUUAUAUUUUACUGCAGCUAAACAUGAAAUAAAAUUUAAAACUACA